CCCUCUCCUGCUCCUGGGCUCCUGCGCAUAUUGUGCCGUCCCGGAGGAGGUGAGGCGCCUGUCCUUCAGGGAUCCCCCCAGACCUGGCAUGGAGAGCUUGGAGGAGUGCGGAGAGGAUGCCGCGCUGGAGCCCUGCAGGACCCCCCAGGCCUCCGUGACAUUCAAGGAUGUGGCCGUGGACUUUACCUGGGAGGAGUGGAAGCUCCUGGACCCUCCCCAGAAGGAGCUGUACUGGGAGGUGAUGCUGGAGAACCACAGGAACCUGGUCUGCCUGGGCCUUGCUGAUUCAAACAAGGAUGUGAUGAUCUCUGAGCUGGAGUCAGGGGAACCACAUUGGAUUCCAACUGGUGUUGUCCUAAGAAGCUGCUGGCCAGGUUGGGAAUCCAGGCCUCAGACCAAAGAGUCAGCUCCCAAGAUGAGUAUUUCUGUGAAAGUAUUAUCCCAGGAAAAUUUCUUGGAGGAUGAUCCAAGGAUCUGCAAGAUGGAGAAAGCCUGGGAGUGUGAUGGCAGAUUGAAGAAAAAGCAGAGCAUGAAGGGGAAACCUUCUAGAGGAAUAAAAAUAAUCCAAACAGAAUUUCCCAUUGAGGCUGGAGGUUCUGAAUAUGAUAAAUACAGUCAGACCUCUAGCCCAGAGCCAGGCCUUUUUCCACAACAGGGAGCAUCUGUAAUUAUGCAGGGCCAGAAAGGAGAUAACCAGAGAGGGAGUUCCACCAUGUAUUUGAACCAAGGACAAAGUGAUCAAAUCCAUUCCAGGAAGAAACGUCGUAAGUUUAACAAAUGUCAGAAAGUGCUGGGUCCUGAUUUGGGCUGCAUAAAAAAACGUGGAAUUCUUUCAGAAGAGAAAGUUCAUGAAAGGGAGAAUUCAUUCCCUUGUAUUAAUAAAUUUGGUCCACACCAGACAACUGAUAGGGGAAAAAAGUGUAAUGAAUUAACUAAACAGAGGAAGACAGGUCGUGCUGAACAUUACUCUCAUCGUCAGAGUAGAGAGAGACGGUACAAAUGCAAUGAAUGUGGAAAGGCCUUCCAGCAAAAGGGGCAUCUUAAAACACAUUACAGAAUCCAUACUGGAGAGAAACCUUUUAAAUGCAGUGAAUGUGGAAAGGCCUUCCAGGAAAAGGGGAAUCUUAAAGUACAUUACAGAAUCCAUACUGGAGAGAAACCUUUUAAAUGCAGUGAAUGUGGAAAGGCCUUCCAGGGAAAGGGGAAUCUUAAAGCACAUUACAGAAUUCAUACUGGAGAGAAACCUUUUAAAUGCAGUGACUGUGGGAAAGCCUUUUCCAUGGCUGGAACACUAAAACGACAUCAGAGAUCUCAUACUGGAGAGAAACCCUUUGAAUGCAAUGAAUGUGGGAAGGCAUUCCAAAGAAAUUUUCACCUUUUAAGUCAUCAGAGCAGAAUUCAUGGAGGAAUUAAACUUCAUGAAUGCAUUGUAUGUGGGAAAGCAUUCUCUCGGAAGUAUAAUCUUACUACUCACAGUAGAAUUCAUACUGGAGAGAAACCCUAUCAAUGCAGUGAAUGUGGGAAGACCUUCAGCCUGAAGUCAAGUCUUACAUUUCAUUUCAGAAUUCAUACUGGAGAGAAACCUUUCAAAUGCAGUGAAUGUGGGAAGGCCUUUUACAGUAACUCAGAUCUUAUCCGACAUUUUAGGAUUCAUACUGGAGAGAAACCUUUUCAAUGUGAUAUUUGUGGAAAAGGACUUCUCUCUAAAUCUAGCCUGAACCAUCAUCAGAAAGCCCAUAUUGAAGAGAAACCUUUUUUGUGCAGUGUUUGUGGGAAAGGUUUUCUUUGGAGAAAAUCACUGACUGUACAUCAAAGAACUCAUGCUGGAAAGAAAACCGCUGAGUGCAGUGAAUGAGGAAAGAUCUUCCCUCGAAAGUCAUCUUACAUCUCACUCUACUAUUCAUAUUGGGGGAAAAAUCUUUUGAAUGAGAAGGCUUUGGGAAAGCCUUUCCCCAGAAAACAGCCCUGACUCUCCCCAUCAGAAAACUCAUUCUUGGGGAGAAAUGCUAUGAGUGCAAUGUAUGUGGAAAGGCUACACCCACAAUAAAAGUCUUUCCUUGUGUAAGAAAAUACAUUGGUGGGGGGCUGGAGCCCACCAGCUGUGUGGUUUAGUAGAUGGAGAGCCAGACCUAUUGUGUAAUUAGAAAUCUUCAAUUCUUGAACUUUGUCUCCCAGAAUCCUUUUCAAUUCAUCCAUGAUAUAUCCUCACAUUUGGUUAAUAACUUGUGUGUAAUGUCACCCUUUCUCUCUCUUCUGAUGGUGCUCUGUGCUGUCAUGACUAUGAGUGGGGUCCUAGGAAGCUUUCUUUCUUUACUGAGAUUAUUUUUCUUAUUAAAAUAUUUAUUAAUAAACUUUAUAAAAUGUAAUAAGGAAAAAAAAGUCUCUAAGAAGGCUGUUGGGAGAGAGCUCUGGAAACAGGCUCUUAGGACAGUCUCUUGAAGUCAGUCAGAAGAAUCUCUCUCUGGAGAAAGAUGGCUGGCUGAACUGGUGUCACUAGAAUCCUUGCUUGGACAGAUCUUGUGGUGAGUGAUUAAGGACUGACUGAUCUCUUAGGGCUUAGUCCUGGGUUGGCCAGGGCCAGCUUAUCCCUUUCUCAUUAUUCCCUCUUUUUCUCUCUCUCUUUAAUUCCUCAUUGUAUUAAUUAAAAUCUCAAUAAAACCCAGUUGACUUUAGUAUAUUUCA
Monodelphis domestica (gray short-tailed opossum) is the source of this 2682-nucleotide messenger RNA. RefSeq lists its product as uncharacterized. NCBI's taxonomy places the organism in Eukaryota, Metazoa, Chordata, Mammalia, Didelphimorphia, Didelphidae. The record is from RefSeq and is a predicted model, not a curated record. Gene Ontology annotation, biological process: regulation of transcription by RNA polymerase II. Gene Ontology annotation, molecular function: RNA polymerase II cis-regulatory region sequence-specific DNA binding; DNA-binding transcription factor activity.